Molecule: messenger RNA, 2412 nt
Organism: Bombus pascuorum
Lineage: Eukaryota; Metazoa; Arthropoda; Insecta; Hymenoptera; Apidae
Exons: 7
Coding region: 1371-2405 (344 amino acids)
Source: RefSeq, a predicted model, not a curated record
CGCGCACCAGAUAGCGAGACCGCGCUAAUUCCUUUUUUUUCCUUUUUAUACUUGUUGCUUACAGUGAUUUCGCGAUAUUCUCCACGGAUCAACUCCUAAACCGUUACACAGCAAUCGAGCUUAUUUUUUGUGCCAGGCGCGUUAUCAGUUAAGAUGCUCGACUCAAGAAUUGCAAAGAUUUUCUGAGCCAAUUUGCUCAUACUAAGAUCGUAUGCAUAGGGUAGAUUGCGGAUAUUUAUGCAUCUUAUUUGAAAGAACAAGAAGAAAGUAUUCGAACACUUGUCAUGGAAUUUUUUUUAUGAAUAUAUUAUAUAGAUUAUACGGAAUUUUUUGAAAUUUCAUUAGUAUUGCAAUGAGAUACGAUUAUCGUGAUUAUAAUAGUAUAAUUUGAAACCAAUCUGAAAAUGUAUAUGAAAGUCUUUGUAAGACAUUUAUUACAAAUACAAACUUAGUGAAAAAUUAGUAUACAUUAUGAAUAGUAGUCUUAAAUAUGCAAUUAAUGCUAAAGUGAUAGUUCUAUUACAUAUAGCAGGUAAUUAAUAUAGUGAAUAAUUGUCUGUUUAAAUACUUUGGUGAUUUUUGCGACGAAAUUUCGCCAAUAUAAUCACUUAUGAGAUAUGCUAAUGUGAUUUCAAAAUGUUUUGUAUAAUAUAUACAUACAUAAAAAGGAUUCUAGUAUUGUUGGAAUAUGACAACGAAAUAAUUAAAAUAACAGAAAUUAAGUAUACAUAUUCUAUUGAAUUAUAAUAAUUAUAAUUGAGAUACUAAUAUUAACUGUACGAACUUGUUGCCUUUUAAUGUGUAAUGGAAAUAUCCUCGUGGAAAGUUAUGGCUAUCAAGCUGUCAAUUUGUACAAUAUAUUUCACCGUUUAUCACGCCAUUUAUAACAAAUUAAGUAGUCUGUUCUCAAACGUAAGUCGCUUAAAAAUUUGUUCGCAACGGAAUUUUGCAAAUUAAAAGGCAAAUUGCUUAACUUAACCCAAAUAUUCUAGCACUCAAAUAAUCCUACCUUACGCUAUAUUCGCAUUAGAAUUGAAUCAAUGUUACAAAUCGAUAUUUCUUUUUUACAAGGAUGUAUAUGCAAUACAUGAUAGUAUACAUUAAUAGAGAAGGAAACACGAUGAAUUUUGGAGGAUUAACUUUUUGAAGAAGAAUGAUCGAAAAGAUUAAACGUCGAUGAAAAAGCGGUAAUAAACAUACAUAUAUAGUUCAGAAAAAAGAGAGUCGAUAUUGUUGUGAUCGUGAAAGAGGCUAAUUAAUGGCGCCAGCAUUGGGCCAUGUCUUCUUUCGCCCGGACUUCCUUUUCCAAAAAUACGAGCUGCAGGAUAAACGUCUAAGGAGUAUUUUCAAUAGUGCACAAGGUGCACAGAAUGGAAGAGGAAUGCCCCCAGAAGAAUAGAAGAGACGAGACAAUGAUGCAGACUACGGUCACGGGACCGAAUACCUCAUCGAAUAACGUUUGCGACAAUCGAGCACGUGUUUCCUGUCAAGAAGAGUUCACGUGUUCUCUGUAUAUCUCGCGUGCCGUCGGACCGCAAGGUCAAGUGCAAGGAAUACCAGGUGGCGAGCUGCUACGUUCCAACCUAGAAGAUGUGAUCCACGCGUCCGAUCCAUUGGCAGCCUGGCACGUGUCUGAAACACCGUGUGGCCUGAUUGCUGCGUUCACACGCGAAGCUGACGCAGAGAAACUGUUGCAGCGUGGCGAUUUGGCGCGUAUUUUCGAAGGACCCGUACAAGUGGCUCGAUUCUCAGCAAAGGACUCUCGUUAUAGACAGGCGGUUCUUCUUCGUGAUGUACCCUGGGCCAUUCCAUUGCAAGAUAUUAACUCCGCGUUGACGAAACAGGGAAUCACGACAGGAAGUGUUGAACGUUGGCGACAAUAUAUACGCGUCGAGGUGCUGGACGCCGGGCAUUACGAGCUAUUGUUGCGUCAAGGACUGGACUUCUUCGGUGCGGCUCGAUUCAGUGCCAUCCCAGAACGUUGGUGGCGCGGAGGAACCGGAAAUGCCGGUGGACCGCUGCAGGCAGGACCGGGAAUAGUCAGCAACUUUCUUGAGACAUCCAACUUCCAAACGGGAGAUGGUGUGCUUCAGUGUUAUCGGUGCCAGGGUUUCUGGCACAUGGCUGCCAACUGUAGACAUCUGCCACGUUGCGUUCGAUGCGGGGAGCCUCACAGCGUUGAGUUUUGUCCCAGGCCUCGAAACAAUCCUAUCUGCUGUCAUUGUUCCGGCCCUCAUCAUGCCGGCUACCGACAAUGUCCGGUUCGGCAGCAACUUUCGAACGCUACGCCUAUUAGUAUCACGCUGAGCACUACCCGGAUUGGAAACCAGUACCCGGUGAACGCGGCUUCAAAGACGAACGCGUCCGCUCACGAGCAGCAGCCCUUGAAAUCGAGUCAAUCUUAACGAGAAA